Messenger RNA from Branchiostoma belcheri (Belcher's lancelet), 2204 nucleotides. RefSeq names its product cell wall protein DAN4-like. Lineage: Eukaryota; Metazoa; Chordata; Leptocardii; Amphioxiformes; Branchiostomatidae. The coding region runs from base 140 to 1549 and encodes 469 amino acids. The record is from RefSeq and is a predicted model, not a curated record. The transcript is spliced from 2 exons. Gene Ontology annotation, cellular component: membrane.
UGACCUUUGACCUUCCGCAGGUAACAGUUACUCACCUGUAUGACGCAGGUAACAAUUUCACCUUCUUAACACCUGUUGAUCAUCCCUCUAGAGACAAGACUGACCACUACACAGGGGCUGAGAGGCUACUGAAAAGACCAUGGCGUCCCCUGGACCGUUGUUAGUGCUGGUGAUGCUGGCAUGCUGUUGGUCAGAGGCGCACACUUCUACGUUGUCCCGUGGGUCGGCCGUGGACGAGAGUUCUGGGCGGGAGUUCGUUAAGAACGGCGUAACAGGAGGUACUGACGCGCCCAAAACAUCUACGAUAUUUCCUGACGAGGCCACUCCGUCCCACUUCUUGGGGACAUCGUCGUCAAAACCCAAUGCGACAGUGGGUGGCACGACAUCCGGUACACCGCCAAAUGCAACGGAUGUUCACACUAUACCACCCAAUACAACCCAUGUUCACACUACACCAAAUGCAACUGAAGUCUACACUACUGCACCUAUUACAACCCACGUCCACACUACACCGACAAAUACAACAUAUGUUUACACUACAACCCACGUCCACACUACACCACCAAAUGCAACCAAUGUCUAUACUACUGCACCGAAUACAACCGACGUUCACACUACAUCACCAAAUACAACUCACGUUUACACUACUCCAUCCAAUACAACCCAUGCUUACACUACACCAAAUGUAACCGACAUCUACACCACUUCACCCAAUACAACUCAUAUUCACACUACACCACCAUAUACGACGCUACCCAAUACUACAUCUUCAGUGAAAACCACACGGAUUCACACCACUUCAUCAGCUAAUACCACAGCGCCUCCCACUACCAACAUUCACACAACCUUGCACGUCCCUACCACGACUGUCCCAGGACCCAUAUCCGGAACGUGGUACGUCAAUCAGUCAGGAGAACCCUGUCUCAUCCUACAAGCCGCCAUCACAAUCAACAUCACGUACUCCACAUCUCCAUCCACCGCCUCAGCCGUCCUGGUCAGUCUGCCCCAGUCUGCCGAGUCAAGCGGUAACUGUGGACCGAACACUUCUCACAUAACACUUGGACUACAGAGUGGCCACUUCAACUUGACUUUUACCUUCGGCGCCAACGUAACCGUCAAUGGUCUGAAAAACGCGUUCAUGUUGUCUCAAGUCAACCUCGGGUACGUUUUGGAUAAGAACAUGUUUCCCGACUCUGUCGCCGACAAACCCGUCCUUGUUCAGUACUCUAAUUUUUCCAACGCGCAUCUUUCGGCCUCGAUGGGCUCGUCCUUAAAAUGCGAUGCAGAACAGUCCUUCAGCCUUGACCGUAAUCACGUGCUAAGCAUUAGCCAUGUCCAAGUUCAGCCGUUUUCUGUGCAGGACGGAAAGUUCAGCAAAGCAGAGACAUGUCCGGAGGAUGGCGACAAGGGUUCGCACUACAACUUGGGCGUGGCGGUCGCUCUUUGUGUGACAGUCCCGGUCAUCUUCAUGGCCGUCUUUAUCGGGUGGCAUUACUUCUGCGUCAUGAGAAAAAGAGGAGGGGGAAAAGCUUACAGCGCACUGAUAUAGUAGGACUGAUAUAAUAGAUAACCUGAUAGGCGUGCUUAACAAGGUCAAUGUUGUAGAUGUACAAACUUUAAGAUCUUCGUGCCAUUUAGGAACGCGAUUUGAGGCUGGCAGGACUAGUACAGAUAACCUGUGGAACAUUCUUGUAGGUAUUGCUGACUCGCAAAAGAACAACAAAGUUUUAACAUCUUAUAUACAUUUCAGUCAAUACAUUAUGUUAAUUGUUCAAUAAAAAAAACUAUUCUUGAAUUCCUUUUUUUAUAUAAUAAACUUGAGGGCGAUUUCAUAUGGACCAGCUCGAACGCAAUUCCUCUGAAUAAACUGUUACAAACUGACCUGAUUAGCUAUGGUCUUGUAAAAUACGUGCACCCUGACUGUAACACAAUCUACAGUUCAACCAAUGAGAGAAUGGAAAUUUUCGGUUCGACCAAUGAGAGAUGGCUACAUGUCCGUCUGAUAUUUGCAAUUUUCUAUUAUCAUUUCACAUUUCUAAGUCAUACUGGUUGGUGGGAGGGGCUUUUGGAUCGGUCUGGAAAACAAUAAGGGCCACAUAUGAAAUAUCAGUCGACUCGAUUGCGACUUGCGUACCUGUUACAACCAUUGCAAAAUAAGCACCGAUCAGAGCGCUCGUUUCACACAACGUUACUAUCAAUUGAAA